AUGCCACAUUUAUCCUUAUGGGACCCAAGAGAUGCGGUUUUAUCGUGGACUAAUGAAACAUGUCGCCGAGUAAAAGAUACUCCUAAAGCACGCGAACAAAGUUGGUUCAAAGUAGUGUUCGCAGAAGCAUCUCAAACUCAAGUGUAUUUUUCAUGGAAAGCGCGAAGAGAUGGAUUUUAUAAUUUAAAUAAAGGAAUAUUUGCAGAAAUAAAAGCUUGGCAAAUAUCUUCAUUAAAGUUAUCCACGUUCGUAUUAGAAAUGAAAUUACCUACUGCAGUAUCAGCCCAACUACCGAACCCGAGAGCUUUAAAAAGAAUAAUACAGCGAGUACGCCAAAUUAAACAAAUUGCUCCAGCCAACCCAAAUUCUUUACGUUUCGAAAUACCAGAUUCAUUUAAAAAAACAUUAUGUGGAGAGCAGUUUCUUUUUUUUGACAGUGCUGAUUCCGGAAAUUUUGAAGACCUAAUUUUAAUUUUUUCGACAUGGAAAAAUUUAGAACUUCUAACAUAUUCGAAACACUGGUUUGCUGACGGUAUAUUUUCAUCAUGUCCCAAUUUAUUUUACCAAUUAUAUACGAUACAUACAAUUCAGUUUUCUAAUGUCAUACCGUUGGUAUAUAUUUUGUUACCGGACAAAAAAGAAAACACUUAUACUACAAUGUUCCGUAAUUUAAAAUUAAUAAAACCAGAUUUAAAUCCAUCUUCAAUUUUGAUUGACUUCGAAAAAGCAGUGAUGAAUUCUAUUAAAACCGAAUUUCCUCAAACAAAAAUUCAAGGCUGUUUUUUCCAUUUAAGUCAAGCCUUAUGGAGGCAUAUUCAAGAAUAUGGUUUACAAACUCAAUAUUGUUACGACCCUGUAUUUGCUCUGGAGUUGAAGAAAUUGGCUGCUCUCGCUUUCGUUCCAAUAGAAAAGGUAAUAGAAUACUAA
This is a messenger RNA of Acyrthosiphon pisum (pea aphid), 927 nucleotides long. RefSeq lists its product as uncharacterized. The transcript has 3 exons. The record is from RefSeq and is a predicted model, not a curated record. The coding region runs from base 1 to 927 and encodes 308 amino acids. NCBI's taxonomy places the organism in Eukaryota, Metazoa, Arthropoda, Insecta, Hemiptera, Aphididae.